Messenger RNA from Mytilus trossulus (common blue mussel), 1153 nucleotides. Its product is annotated as 2-methoxy-6-polyprenyl-1,4-benzoquinol methylase, mitochondrial-like. The transcript has 7 exons. Gene Ontology annotation, molecular function: methyltransferase activity. NCBI's taxonomy places the organism in Eukaryota, Metazoa, Mollusca, Bivalvia, Mytilida, Mytilidae. Gene Ontology annotation, biological process: ubiquinone biosynthetic process. Bases 34 to 999 code for a protein of 321 amino acids. The record is from RefSeq and is a predicted model, not a curated record.
UUUUAUCUUAUUUAAUGCACGGAUCCCUACAAAAUGGCAGCGCCCAUGAAAGUUCGCCGGCUUCUUUGCGCAAGAAAAUUCAACACAUUUUGCCGGUUUAUGCAUUCAAAGCAACAGAAUAAUGAAUCACAACAAAAAGAAACCCACUUUGGAUUUCAAAACAUCCCUGAAAAUGAAAAAGAAGACAAAGUUUAUGAAGUAUUUAAGAAUGUAGCCAGUAGCUAUGACUUGAUGAAUGAUGCUAUGAGUGCUGGUGUUCAUAGACUUUGGAAGGACCAUUUUAUCAGAAGGCUUGGUCCAACUCCUGGGACUAAAUUGUUGGAUGUAGCAGGAGGCACAGGUGACAUUGCAUUCAGGUUUUUAAAAUAUAUAGACAAUUUAAACAAAAAUGAAUCUGAUGACAUUUCUGUACCGAACCACAUUGAUGGAUUUCAGCUUCACCAGGAGGACCAAGAUUUAUCCUCAUCCUCUUCGUCAUCUUCAGAUGAGGAAGAUAAUCAUGUGACACACCAUGUGACAGUAUGUGAUAUAAAUCAGGAAAUGUUAGAUGUUGGAAGACAAAAGGCUGAAAGUUAUGGCAUAUGUUCAGGAAUGAGUUGGUUAAAGGGAAAUGCUGAAUGUUUGCAACUAGAAGAUAAUCAAUUUGAUGCAUACACCAUAGCAUUUGGUAUUAGAAACUGUACACAUGUAGACAAGGUUGUAGAAGAAGCAUACAGAGUACUGAAGCCAGGGGGAAGAUUUAUGUGCUUAGAAUUCAGUGAAGUCAAAAAUCCAUUGCUGAGAAGCUUGUAUGACAACUAUUCAUUUCAAGUUAUACCAGUAAUGGGACAAGUUUUAGCUAGGGACUGGAAAUCUUAUCAGUAUCUAGUGGAGAGUAUACGACAGUUUCCUAAUCAGGAAGAUUUCAGUGACAUUAUCAGAAAUGCAGGAUUUAGGAUGGUAUCAUAUGAAAAUUUAACUUUUGGUGUAGCUGCAAUUCAUUCUGGAUUUAAACUGUGAUUUAACGACUAUUAAAUAAAUUUACCUGUAUUUAUAAAUGAGAGUACAGGGAAUAAAGUAAUAAAUUAUUCUAUCUUAACAAAUAUUCAUGCUUUUACUACUGCUAUGACAGAUGAAUUUAUUAUUUUUAAUGGUUAAUUGGCUUUGAAAAGUC